Theileria equi strain WA is the source of this 1133-nucleotide messenger RNA. Its product is annotated as acetyltransferase, GNAT family domain-containing protein. The transcript is spliced from 2 exons. The record is from RefSeq and is a predicted model, not a curated record. The coding region runs from base 1 to 1011 and encodes 336 amino acids. NCBI's taxonomy places the organism in Eukaryota, Apicomplexa, Aconoidasida, Piroplasmida, Theileriidae. Gene Ontology annotation, molecular function: N-acetyltransferase activity.
AUGCUUAAUAUACGAGGUUUUCUUGGGUCAGAGAAAAAAGAUGGGCCUUAUUUAAGAAACCCAUCUCGUAUGGCCGGGGGACGUGUAAAUAAUCCAUCUAUACUUAUACGUGAGAUUACUGUAGAUGACUCAAAAAAUGUUUGUAAAUUAUUAUUCGAUCAUUUUCGUUCUUUAACAAUACCGGCAAUAGUAUAUUGGAUGGUUCAACAUAUUCAUGACAUAAUUGCAAUUGUGGUUAUAAAUUCAUUUUUGCUCCCAUUUCGUAAUUUGGUAUACUUCUGUUUGCUUUUUUUAGUUUAUUUAUUUGUUAGAGCGAGAUAUGAAAUAGAAAAUCAUAUUAAACAUUGUUGUCCAGAUCUGGUCGACGUUUAUAAAACAUACCGUACUACAAAGGCUUCUAAUUUUUGGGUUGCCUAUUUCACUGAUAAAAUUGCAAAUACACCAUCUAUUGGAUCGCAGACAUCCUCAAUAACUCCAUCUGGGCAGGUGUCAAUUCAAAGUAUGCCAUCCAUAUCACCAGGGGAUGUACGGUCAACAAAUAUCGCUGAACAGACCCUUACACCUACUCAUUCAAUCUCCGAAAAUUCAUCUCCCAACGGAAAUAAGGUUCCGAAAGAUGACAUAAUAAUAGACAAAAAAUGCAAAAACAAUGAAAUUCUAGGGUGUAUAGGAAUUACACCUUAUAGGAAUAGAUCUAACAUAGCACAAAUGGUUAGGUUGGUCGUUAGCAAAAAAUGCAGAAAUAUGAAAGUUGGUACUAGGUUACUUAACCACUUGGAGCAACAUGCUCUUGACUCAGGAUACACUGAAAUCAGGGUUUUCACAAACAAUUUGAACACAGCAUAUUUGCACUUCCUUAAGCAGAAUGGAUUCGAAAUCAUUCAGAUUGUAAGGAGAGGAUUAAUGAGAGGUGAUUUAAUUAUAUGGAACAAGGUUCUCAAACAAAGUGACUAUCUUAUCACAGAUGGAAAUUCUACAAAGGUAGGAGAUGCCUGUUUUAUACCGGAAUAAUAUUCGGAAGUCCUUGAGAUUCGAAUCGAUGUUCACCCGUACACUUUGGAAUUGUGCGAAGUGCUUAUCGCAAUACCUCUAUUACCUCUAGUUAUUCAUAGUUAAUAAAUUUUUGAUACAUA